CAUUCCUCAACACUUCAAACUUCAAAACGGAAAAAUAAAUGUUGGCAAAAGCUGUGGCGAAGAGAGUUUUUCUGGUCCGUCAUUUUGCCAAAAUUGCAUUAUCAUCGACAGGGACUGCAUCAAGUAUUCAAAAACGUAAUGUAUAUACAACUGGUGAAGCAGAAACAUGCUUUUAUCAUGGAGGUGCAUUGCAUGGAGAACUACCAACAGAACCAGAUAUUCCAAUUGAUCUAAUGGUUUCAUCGAUUUACGGACACGUUGCAAAAUGCCGUCCUAAUGAUUUUAGUGACGAAGAAAAGAAGACCAAGCCGUUGACUCCACGAACCAUUGCGCACAGUUACCGAAAGUUUGUGAUUCCUCUGAGCACGGACAAAGAAAAACAGAGCCAAUACCUAAGUGCUAUGGGAAAUGUUCGUAUUGGGAAAAUUCUCGAAGAUCUCGAUCACAUGGCGGUCCAUGUCGCUUAUGUUCAUAAUUCGGAGAAUGGUUCGCUUGAUGGUCCAAUGACUCUGCCACGUACUAUUGUGACAGCUUCAGUCAAAAGAAUUGAUUUCCAUAAAGAAGAUAUCAAUUCUUCGAGAGAUGUCAUCAUUGACGGACAAGUUUCAUAUGCAGGUACCAGCAGCAUGCAGACUUCGAUUAGACUCUUUCAAAAUGACGACAGUGGAAAUCUCAUUCUUUUGCUCAAGGCAGAUUUCAUCAUGGUUUCACGGGAUCCGUUGGAUGGAACUAAGAAGAUUCGCGUUCACGGUUUAGUCGCCAAAAGUCCAGAUGAAGCAGAGACUAUCAAUGAGGCAAAAGAACAUUUUAAGACUAUGAGCAACAUUGAGGAUAAGCAGCCAUCAAAUGAGGAACUGAGAUUGAUUCAUAAAAUGCACAAUAAACUGGUUGGAAGAAGCCAAGUUAAUGAUAUUCCUGUGUUGGAGAACUCUGAAAUGUGGAUGCAUAGAACCAAACUUUCGGUUACUGAAAUCUGUUUCCCUGAAUACCAAAAUAUGUAUGGAAAAAUUUUUGGAGGUUUUCUUAUGCGAAAGGCUCUUGAAUUGGCUUACACUAAUGCAAAGUUGUAUUGUAAAGGAAGAGUUGCAGUUCGAUCAAUGGAUCAUAUUGAAUUUGCUAAAGCAGUUGAAAUUGGUUAUGUGCUUCACUUGGAUUCAUUCGUCACUUACACAGAUGGGAAGUAUCUCCAAAUGAAAGUGGCCGCAUCAAUUUCAGACCAGAAUAAGCUUCCUGAGCUUGCCAAGUUGAACCACCCAACUCUUGGACAAGAGGCCCGAGUUAACACGAAUGUUUUCAAUUUUACAAUGGAAAGCGUGGAGAACCCAAAUGUAUUGACCGUGGUCCCGAAACACUAUGUCCAUGCCAUCACAUACCUCGAAGGUCGUCGUCUUUUGAAGAACACUCUCAAGAGAGUUAUUACCUGAGAAUGAUCUGGUUUCUGGCAUAUUUCUGCUGAAUGGAGUGAAAAUUCUUUUGUAACGAAUAUAGUUUUGUCGAGAAAUAAAUUUAUAGUAUGAAA
Molecule: messenger RNA, 1519 nt
Organism: Caenorhabditis elegans
Lineage: Eukaryota; Metazoa; Nematoda; Chromadorea; Rhabditida; Rhabditidae
Gene: F57F4.1
Product: HotDog ACOT-type domain-containing protein
Exons: 7
Coding region: 39-1424 (461 amino acids)
Source: RefSeq, marked reviewed